AUGAAAAACCCCACACCUACCGAUGUCUUGUGUGACCUCCGUUCCUAUCUCAAGAACUCCUGGAAAGCAAUUUCCGAUCCAAAGUUUAGCCUCAUCAAGCUCACCAACAAGAGAUUCAUUGUCCGCUUCGGUCCCGAUGGCAUUGCCUGCCGUAAUGUUCUUGAGCAUCUGGGCUUUCAGCUCGAGCCUGGAAACGCUUGGAAGGUACCCGAGCCCAUUUUUGAAGAGGCCCAGCCAUUUCAAAGCGCGGUGAAUGCCUUCCUCGACAAUGCGGAGCACGAAAUUGUCGCUCUUAUCCUAGCCCGCCCAUUCACCGAGCGAGAGCAAAUCCAAGAUCUUGCGCAACCCCAAAGUGCUGAUAAAGAGUUCUCUCGCGUUUUAGGAAGUCAAGACUAUGACAAACACCCCUCCAGUAGAACAGAGAAAUUAGCCCCAGAGAUGAGGACUGGUUCUUUCAUAGCGCUAGGCUGCCCAUCCGAUUCUUCAGAUGAUCUUGUCAUCAGAGCCUACCACUGGCAGGUGCAAACAGAUCCUCAGAACACACCCACAUACUUGAGCAAUCUUCGUUACAUUGCUAAUCAACGACAGAGUGAUGUUCUCGAGACUGAAGUCGUCAUGGAAACUUCAAAGGGUCGCUUUGAGGUAGAAAUGUUGAACAAGGCUUACAAGGCCUUCCAACUCACUGGACGUGAAGCCGCUGUCAAUGAUGAUGAUAUUAUCGGCUCUUUUAUUGCUACGCUAGCAGAUGCGCCUGCGCACGAGCUUGAACUUAGGGAUUACCUGCGCAUCAUUGGUGUUCAUCGCAACAGCAAAAAACUCUUAGAUAUGGCAGAAAAUGGUAGGGCAGUCAAGAUCCACUUGUACACUUCACUGACGCACUCCGAUCUAGUCCUUGAAACAUAUGAGCAGGCCCUUCUCUUUUUAGACGCUAGUCCAACCAAUGAAGAUGAGCACAUUCAAGCUUUGUUUGCUGUCAAGACCAACGACAACAAAAGCGCGGAAGACCAGGCAAUCAAAGCUGUUUCGAUAAUUGCAAAACACCGUAGAAGUCAAUUUCUGACAUCUUGGAUCGAAUCUGGAUUUUCCCCCGACGCCCCAAUGGAGCCAGCAGAGGGUUACCAGGCACUUCAGAUCCAAAAUCGUGAGAUUGACGAUGAUAUCAUCAUUCUCCAAUACAACAUGGCUGUAGAAGAAAACCCAAACAGUGUCGAAUUCUAUACCAAGGCCCUUACCGCCAUUGCAAAUGGAAGAAAUAGUUCGGUUUUGUUUGAUCACCUGCAUGCGAGAGCACCUCAAGCACCUCAAGGUACCUCUGAAGAGCCAGUCGGCCUUGAAAACAUCGGCAAUACUUGUUACCUAAACAGCCUCCUACAAGUGCUCUUCACCACGACCGAAUUACGAAAAGUUGUUCUGAAUUUUGACGAUUACAGGAUGGCUCUGGAUGGAAGCAGCAUCGAGCGGAAACGAGUUGGACAGCGACAGAUUAGCCUGCAGGAGGUCCAGACUGCCCAAAAGUUCGUGACAAGCCUGGCUUCCUUGUUUCAAGGAAUGAUCCAAAGCCCGCAUUCUUCAAUCAGACCAGAGCAAGAACUUGCACGUCUUACCUUGGAAAGCCACAAUCUAAAGGAAAGAAUGCGACGCAGAUCAACACUCAAGUCCACCGAUCGCCCAAGUCUAGGUCAGACCGAUGGCAUGGCUUUCCUCGGUCCUCUCACCCUAGAUGAAUAUGCAAGAAACAACAGCAGCGAUGAUAUCGUACAGUCGCCGACUGAGAACGAUGGAAUUGAUCUGCUUGAUUUCGAUGCAUCGAAACCGGACGAUUUGGAUGGCCAAGAUUCUAAAAUGACUGAUAAUUCCAGCGAGGAAACACUUUUCUCCAAACCCGACUCCGAGCAAUGUCUCCUUGAUAGCAACGCAGCCGACCAACGAGCGAUGCUUGAUAACAAGGAGAACUUGUCCCCUGGCAAAGCUGUUGCCCCUCCCAAAAGUGGCCACUCCCAGGAUCAGAAUACCGCGCCCCUUGCACCCUCAUCCCCAUCAAAAUUGAAUUAUCAGGCUGGACUGCUAUCUUUUGGAACAGUAUCUGAGGAGACAGAGACAAAGCAAGAGCCAGUAAAAUAUCUUCCUCCCCCAGGAAAACCGCCUCCAGUUCCACCACGAAAGCCUGUCGAAAAUCCAACGACAACGCUAGAAGAAUAUGCCAGGCAACAAGAUGUGACCGAGGUCAUUUCACAUGUUCUCACUUCGUUGUCUUCGGCGAUUCGACCUACUGGCUUUGACAAAACUGGCGAGCAGCUUGAUGAAGUGCACGACACCUUCUACGGGCAGCUCAACCGACAUACUGAAGACGACAAUGACCAGUCCAAGUCGGAGCAGUAUCGAGACAUUAUCACUCGAGUGAGUAAUCAACCAACAGAUGUCUACGCGGCAAUCGACAAUGAGUACGACUUGCAAGUUGGCGGAGCAGAGAAGAAGGGCUACACUUCUCUUGAAACACUACCACCUGUUCUUUGUAUUCAGCUCGAUCGAGUGAUUUGGAAUAAGGAGUUCAAUCGUCAAGAGAAAGUCAACCACCAUGUGGACAUCCCAGAAACAAUCUAUAUGGACCGGUAUCUCGAAAGUUCACCUGAUUCCGAGCUUAUGCAGCGCCGCCGACAGACAUGGGAUCUGAAAGCAGAGCUAUCAAUCCUGUCCGCGCGGAGGGCUGUCCUCGAAAAGAAACAUGGACAAUCCAGGGACAUUCCAACCCUUUUGGAAGAUGCGAAACUUGCUCUGGAGUAUCUUGCAGAAUUACCAGGCGAGACCAUUGGUGGUGAACUUGAUGUCAAGUCCAGUACUAUUGCGACUCUCGGAUCCUUGGCCGAGAAUGCCAGGGUUGAACUAGAUGACCUCAAGGCUCGAUCAGAGGCUGUCACACAACAAAUCAAAGAAGCCUUUGUAGACAUGCGCAAACAUCCAUACCGGUUGCACGCGGCCUUCUUCCACCGCGGAAGUGCCGGUGGCGGCCAUUAUUGGGUAUAUAUCUACGACCACAAGAAGGAAAUCUGGCGUAAGUACAAUGAUGAUCGUGUCACAGUGGUCCAAAAUAGGAACGAGAUAUUCGGAAAGCCAGUCCAAGAUAAUUGGGGACCGCCUCCUAACCCUUACCUUCUUGUUUAUGUACGGUCCGAAAAGGUGAACGAAGUCGUGGAGACCGUCAAGCGGGACAUUGUCUACCAACCUCCUGAUGUGCCACCCCCGGUCCCAGCUCGCAACCAAAUGAGCGCAAUUCCACCUGUUCAAGGAGAUUAUGGAGAAGUGGAGAUGAGGGAGUAUGUCAACGGCGGUGAGCAGAACCCCUUUUUGGAGCAUCUCAGCCUCGGAGAACCACAACAACCGAUUGUGCAGAAGGAGGGCGAAUGGGAUGACAGCCAGCUGAUGGCGGAUAGGCCAGUCAAAUGGUGA
Messenger RNA from Exophiala aquamarina CBS 119918, 3444 nucleotides. RefSeq lists its product as uncharacterized. The transcript has 5 exons. Bases 1 to 3444 code for a protein of 1147 amino acids. The record is from RefSeq and is a predicted model, not a curated record. Gene Ontology annotation, biological process: protein deubiquitination; proteasome-mediated ubiquitin-dependent protein catabolic process; regulation of proteasomal protein catabolic process. Gene Ontology annotation, molecular function: proteasome binding; cysteine-type deubiquitinase activity. NCBI's taxonomy places the organism in Eukaryota, Fungi, Ascomycota, Eurotiomycetes, Chaetothyriales, Herpotrichiellaceae.